CGAUUUUAUGACGACAUAAAACGGGCAGUAUCGCUCCCCUGCUUGUUCUUUACCCAAAACACGAUUGCGCACCGCGCACGCGCCGCUCGCAAUGUAACGCAAUACAUGACAGCAUUUUUCCCUUGUCAUUCAUAACAACAAGCGAAUAAUAAUGGCCGGAUCACACGGCUAUUUUGGCUUUGAGAUAUUGAACAAAUUGGUCGAAGAACAGGUGCACAAGAAGGAGGACGUUAUCAUCCUCUUCGCCCAUUGGUUUCUCGUCAAGAAUGGAUUCAGGUGUAUUGGGUUAGGGGAUUCGAAAACUUUCAACAGGAAUCAAAAAGGCUCGGAGUUGCUGCCCGAAGAGUGGAGUCAGAGCAAUCACUACUCGCUGAGAUACCUCAAGGAAGGAAAACUUUACAUUCUCCUUGGACGUAAAUCAGACUCAGAUUUGCUCCUCAAUAUUCUGACAAUCGCAGAUAAUUGUUCAUCAACAGUGAAAUUCGAUGUCAACACCACAAUCUUAGAGCUCCAUGGACCUCUGUUGUCGUUGAUUCCUCGUCCCCAGGAGGUGCAGCACAAACUCCAGAAGGAAUUGGUUGACCCAGUGUACGCUGGGAGUGCCAGGGAAAUAUCAACUCAAACCGCAGCAGCUUCACGACCCCAUGUGGAGACAAGUGGAGGCUCACCCCCUGACAACAUCCUGCGAGUGGGUCCAGCCUCAAGAGCUCUAUGGCCCCCAGACCGAGACGUAACAGGAGUUGGAAGGAACGAUAUAGACCCAUUUGGAGGUAUUGGCCCAGCACGAGGAGGUGGAAUGAUCUUCGAUCCAUUCAGACCAGCAAAUCCAGGACUACCUAAUCCCCUGGGACCGCUUCCUGGGGGUAUAGGAGGCCCUGGGAGACUGCCACCGGGAGCCAUCCCACCAGGCGCCAGAUUUGAUCCCUUCGGUCCGCCAGAUCUAGUCCAACCGAGGCCUCGUCCGAGAAACCCAGAUCACGAUCAUGAGCUUCCGCCAGGAGGAUAUGAUGACAUGUUCAUGUGAAACAUCAACAUAUGUUCGAUAAAUGUAAACAUUCUCUUCACUAUUAAAACAGAAUUUGUGAAUUGAUGAAAUGAUGAAUUAAAUUUUUGAUAAUAUAGAACUAUAAAUUUUCAA
Molecule: messenger RNA, 1138 nt
Organism: Diachasma alloeum
Lineage: Eukaryota; Metazoa; Arthropoda; Insecta; Hymenoptera; Braconidae
Gene: PI31
Product: proteasome inhibitor PI31 subunit
Exons: 5
Coding region: 152-1024 (290 amino acids)
Biological process (GO): proteasome-mediated ubiquitin-dependent protein catabolic process
Molecular function (GO): proteasome binding; endopeptidase inhibitor activity
Source: RefSeq, a predicted model, not a curated record